Haliotis rubra (blacklip abalone) is the source of this 1736-nucleotide messenger RNA. RefSeq names its product major facilitator superfamily domain-containing protein 1-like. The record is from RefSeq and is a predicted model, not a curated record. Gene Ontology annotation, cellular component: lysosome. Lineage: Eukaryota; Metazoa; Mollusca; Gastropoda; Lepetellida; Haliotidae. Gene Ontology annotation, molecular function: transmembrane transporter activity. Gene Ontology annotation, biological process: transmembrane transport.
UUCUAUAUUUAGGUGUCCCGUGACUGCCUCCUCCAAGACUGUCAAGACUCUCAGCUGAUCAUCAACUUUCAGGGAGGAUUUGAAUAAGUUCAAAGAUGACGGAGACAGAGAAAUCGCCCUUAUUGGGCUCCCGAACGGAAGACGAAGAUGAGGAGGUGGAAUUGUCGAAAUGUGGCGCUACACUAUGUUGCGAUCCCAGGAGAUUUCUACACAGAUACCUGGUUUUGAUAGUGAUGUGCUUCCUUAGUUUUGGAAGCUACUUCUGCUAUGACAACCCAGCUGCUCUGCAAGACAACAUGUUGAAGGACCUAGACAUCUCUGAGAGUCAGUUCAUGUCCUUCUAUUCCUGGUACUCAUGGCCAAACGUCAUCCUCUGUUUCUUCGGUGGAUUCCUCAUCGACAAGUUGUUGGGCGUCCGUCUUGGUGCCAUCGUGUUCAGUAUGUUUGUGACAACUGGACAGGUGAUCUUUGCUUUGGGGUCUGUGUUUAACCUGUAUUGGUUAAUGUGUGCUGGAAGAUUUGUGUUUGGGUAGGGAGGAGAGUCUCUAGCUGUGGCACAGAACACAUACGCUGUCAAGUGGUUCAAGGGGAGAGAACUCAACAUGGUGUUCGGUCUGCAGCUCAGCUUUUCAAGAGUGGGCAGCACUGUCAACAUGAAUGUGAUGCAGCCUGUGUACAACUUUAUUGGAAAGUGGUAUCAGGGAUUCAAGUGUCUAGGAGUGUCUCUGUUUGUAGGUGCUGGCACGUGUGUAUUCUCUCUUAUCUGUGCAUUUACCCUGGCCUUCUUCGACAAGAGGAACGACAAAGUCCUGAAGAAACAGGCUGCAGCCUCUGACGAAGUUGUUCGCUUGACCGACGUCCGCUACUUCCCCCUCACCAUGUGGCUCAUCUGCAUCAUCUGCGUUGCCUACUACGUUGCCGUCUUCCCAUUUGUUGGCCUGGGGCUUGUUUUCUUUGAAAUGAAGUAUGACUACUCCCCAUUCCUCGCCAACAACGUCAACAGCUUGGUGUACAUCAUCUCCGCAGUUGCCUCCCCUUUGUUUGGUUUCCUGAUUGACAAGAGUGGGAAGAAUAUCUUCUGGGUGAUGGCUGGUGUCCUUGUCACCCUGGGAUGCCACGCCAUGCUGGCCUUCACCUUCAUCAACCCUUAUGUUGCCAUGUCCACCAUGGGUCUGGCCUACUCGGUCCUGGCCAGUGCUCUGCCGAUGGUGUCCAUGGUCAUCCCUCAGCACCAGCUUGGGACGGCAUACGGAAUAAUGCAAGCUGUACAGAACCUUGGUCUAGCCGUCAUAUCGCUGGUUGCUGGGAUAAUCGUGGACUCCAAAGGCUACCUUAUCUUGGAGGUGUUCUUCAUGGCCUGGCUAUGCAUGGCGCUGAUUGCUGCAGUCUUUCUGUACCUGGUAGAUGCUACAAGAGGUGGUAAGCUGAAUAUGUCUGCCAAGAAGCGACACCAAGAAGCAGAUGCUCUCAAGGAGAAGGAAGAAGAAAAGAAACCCCUGAACUAAGCCAGCCCAGCACAUGCAGCCAUUACAGUAUUAUACAGAAAAUGCAAAUGUUGACAUCAAACUUAAGAUGAUGGGCAGCUGGAAGGAAAAAACACACGUUUUGAGUUGUGUUAUCAAGCUGUGCGAGGAAAAUCAGGAGUGGAAAUAACCCAUUGCCCGACGUCCGAGUCCAGUGUUUUUUUCUGUUGGGCAAGCAAAUUUGUAUAUCACACUGUACUGGUGUCCAGUUGA